Cololabis saira (Pacific saury) is the source of this 3432-nucleotide messenger RNA. RefSeq lists its product as uncharacterized. Gene Ontology annotation, biological process: transmembrane transport. The record is from RefSeq and is a predicted model, not a curated record. Lineage: Eukaryota; Metazoa; Chordata; Actinopteri; Beloniformes; Belonidae. The transcript has 19 exons. Bases 1 to 3378 code for a protein of 1125 amino acids. Gene Ontology annotation, cellular component: membrane. Gene Ontology annotation, molecular function: transmembrane transporter activity.
AUGAAGUUCGAGAAUGUGCUGGCAGAGAUCAGUGGCUUUGGGAAAUUCCAGAUGAGGACAAUCGCCUUGUUGAUAAUUCCUCGUAUGACUUUGCCUUUUCAUUUUCUACUGAAUAAUUUCAUUGCAGUUGUUCCCUCUCACCACUGCAACGUGAGCGCUUUGGAUGAUGGACCGAUUUUCGGGAAUCUAUCUCAAGAAGAGAAGGUCGUUGUUAGUAUUCCUGUUCAGCCAAAUGGGGAUCCAAGCUCCUGCCGGAUGUUCCGAGAGCCCCAGUAUCAUCUGCUUUUUAACGCUGCCAACACCACUGAUGUUUCCACGAUGCCAUGCGAGAAUGGCUGGGUGUACGACAACAGCACCUUCAGGUCCACUCUGGCCACAGAGUGGGAUCUGGUUUGUGAUAACAGAAGCAUGAACAGAGCCACGGCUACCAUCUUCUUCAUGGGGGUCAUGGUUGGAGCAGCAGUGUUUGGCUAUCUUAGUGACAGGUUUGGCCGCAAAACAACCCUCAUGGUGUCCUACAUAGCGACCACCGUCUUUGCAUUCUCAAGUGCUUUCUCUACUAGUUUUCCUGCAUUUGCUGCCACGAGGUUUUUAACUGGAGUGGCAAUUUCUGGAAUAAGUUUAGUCUCCAUCGUCCUUUGUGUUGAAUGGGUGGGCAUCAAGCAUCGAACUUACGUGGGUGUUUUAAUGAGCUUGGACUGGAGUUUCUCAACUGUGAUACUUCCUGGCCUCGCCUAUUUUGUGAAUGAUUGGAGGAAACUGACUUUUACUGUGACCACCCCGCUGCUGGUUGCUAUGUUCACCUGGCGAUGGCUCCCAGAGUCUGCCAGAUGGUUGCUCAGUAGCGGUAAAGUGGAGCAGGCUCAUUUUUACCUUAAACAAUGUGCACAAGUCAACCGCAGAGAGGAGUUCAUGGCUGACUUAAAGCCUGAGCUCCUGUCCAAAGUCAUACUUUCAGAUGAUGAAAAUAGGAAAUAUUCCUUUCUGGACCUUGUGAGAACUCCCACAAUGAGAAAACUGGCUCUUCUCACUGGCAUUGUUUGGUUUGGAAUUAACUGCACGUAUUAUGGCAUCAGUCUGAAUGUCCCGGGGUUUGGUGUGAACAUUUACCUCACACAGUUCAUCUACGGCGGAAUAGAAGUUCCAGCAAAAAUCUUCAUAGUUUUAUCUUUGAACAGAAUUGGUCGAAGGUUGACUCAGGCUGGAACACUUAUUCUGACAGGACUGUGCAUAUUCUGCAACUUUUUUAUCUCCCAAGAUCAGUGGGCUUUAAAGACAACCGUGGGAGCUUUGGGCAAGAUGUUCUCUGAAGCCGCAUUUACUACUGCAUUCUUGUACACAACAGAGAUUUACCCAACAGUCAUGAGGCAGAUCGGAUUAGGUCACAGCUCCUUCAUGGGCCGUCUGGGCGUCUCUGUGUCUCCGCUGAUGAUUAUGCUCGAAGACGUGUGGUUCCAUCUGCCAAAUAUCAUCUUCGUUUCGGUGGCUUUAAUCGCAGGACUGUCAGCUUCUUUUCUCCCGGAAACCCGAAACGUCCGUCUGCCAGAAACCAUUGAGGACGUGGAACGGACAAGGAAAAUCAGCAAAAUAGUGAAAGACCAAAGAAGCCAUCAGGUGCCCAGUUCAGAAAAAGAAGAGGAGAAACGGGCAAAAGAUAAAGAUAUGCAGAUUUCUAUGAAUAACUUCAAUGCCAAAGGUUGCUCUGUCUGCACUUGUCCGUUAUCUACCCCUCAGUGCACAGGAGGAAGUUUUCUUAUUUUUUUGUUGGACUCGGAAGAAGGAGCCACAAUGAAAUUUGAGAAUGUCCUUGCUGAUAUCAAUGGAUUUGGAAGAUUUCAGGUGACGAUCGUUGUGAUCAGCUUCCUCAGUCGCUUCUCGCUGCCCUGCCACUUCAUGCUGAACAAUUUCAUUGCGGCUGUUCCUGCCCACCACUGUGACUUCAGCUCUCUGGACGAUGGCGAUAUGUUCAUGAAUCUAUCCCAUGCCCAGCGGGCGACUGUAAGUAUUCCUGUCCAGCAGGAUGGGAGUCUGAGUUCCUGUCAAAUGUUUGCGGAGCCUCAGUAUCAUCUGCUGCUCAACUCCUCCAGCACAGCUGAUGUGGCCACCACGCCCUGCCAGGACGGAUGGGUGUACGACAAAACCAUCUUCCAAUCUACUUUGACCUCAGAGUGGGACCUGGUGUGUGAUAGACGAGGGAAAAACAAAGCAACUGCCACCAUCUUCUUCAUUGGAGUUAUGUUUGGAGCCAUUACCUUCGGAAGCUUGAGUGACAGGUUUGGAAGAAGAAUUAUGCUGCUGGUGUCCUACGUCACUGGAAUGCUGUUUGGUAUUGCAAGUGCUUUUUCUACAACCUACGUGAUGUUCGCAGUGCUGCGGUUUUUCACUGGAUUUUGCAUCACUGGCCUCGUCAUCGUCUCAACCGUCCUCAGUGUGGAGUGGGUGGACGUCGAACAUAGGAAGCUGGUGGGAUUAUUCGAUACCUUAUCCUGGACAUUUGGGAAUGCAGGAUUUCCAGCCAUCGCCUACCUUGUGACCGACUGGCGCUGGCUGACUGUUGUUGUUACAUCACCUUUGAUUUUGGCCAUCAUAGGUUGGAGGUGGAUGCCAGAAUCAGCACGGUGGCUCAUUGCAAACGGAAAACUGGCUGAGGCUCAGGUGUAUCUGAAGAAAUGUGCCAAAAUCAAUCAAAAAAAAGAAUCGAUUCCCACACUUGAAAUAGAGACUCUAUCAACUAUUGUGGUCACAGCGAAGACAGAUCGAACCUAUACCUACCUGGACUUGAUAAGAACACCUAAGAUGAGGAAACUGGCUCUGAGUACUGGUUUAUUGUGGUUUUGCGUGGCAUCUAGCUUUUAUGGCAUCAGCUUCAACAUCACAGGCUUUGGGAUGAAUAUGUAUCUCACUCAAUUUACCUAUGGAAUGAUUGAAGUCCCAGCCAAAGUGUCGGUUUACUUUUUGUUGGAUAAAAUAGGACGCCGGAGGAUUGAGGUUGGAUCUCUGGCGAUGUCUUGCGUCUGUCUCGGAAUCAAUGCGGCCAUACCAAAACAUAUGUCUGUUGCAAGAACAGUUGUUGCAGUCAUCGGGAAGGGAUUUGCUUCAGCAUCCUUUUCAACGGUUGUGCUCUACUGCUCGGAGCUGUUUCCUACUGUAGUGAGGCAGAACGGGAUGGGUUACAACUCGUCCAUGGGUCGGUUCGGGGUGGCCGUGGCUCCGCUGAUCCUGCUGCUGGACGAGGUGUGGCCGCAGCUGCCGCAGCUGCUGCUGUGCGCGCUGGCCGCGGCCGGAGCGCUGGUGGCGGCGACGCUGCCGGAGACGCGCGGCCGGUUCCUGCCGGAGACCAUCGAGGACGUGGAGCAGACGGGAACCAGUACGCCUUGACCUCACAAGUUACUCAUUGUUCAAAGUGCAACAUUAAAGCGCUCAAAGUUCAAA